Messenger RNA from Heterotrigona itama, 3600 nucleotides. NCBI's taxonomy places the organism in Eukaryota, Metazoa, Arthropoda, Insecta, Hymenoptera, Apidae. The record is from the annotation of a GenBank genome assembly.
AUGUUGAUCACCGUUCUUCAAGUGUUCAGGAACAGCGUCACUACGGUAGUCAAGUAAAAUGUCAAAAUUACAAGCGUGAAGACGUACAUAGUUGCGCAUCAGCUUGCUGUCGAGUAAAUUUCAUUAAAGAUCUAGAGUGAAUACAUUCAUUUUGGACUCAUUUGUGAGUGAUUCGAUAUUGUGCCGACUAAAUAUGUAAUGAUUUUGUUUUCUGGCCAAAACAAAAUAAGGAAACAUUAAUAAAACGAGACUUCUUCUAUAACCAAUUUUAAGCACUAAUGUCCAGCUGAUGCAUUUUAACGUAUUUGACAGUUGAAAUUGCGUAAUUGUUGCUAGGAUUUUCUUAUGAGUCUUUUUACGCAAUUUAUUUAAAUUGCCGUAUAGAAUGGCGGAUUUGGAUGACUUAUUUCAUUUAGAUCAAUACAUAGGUCCAGAAUCUCUUACAAAAUUAUGUUUCCAAGUGAUCUGCAAAAAUUUGGACAUUAUCUCGGUAAGGGAUGAACAUGACUACCGAUAUCUUUUGAAAGGAGUGGUUUUCCCAAGCGAGAUAUGCGAUAAACUUAUUAAAUACGUUUUACAAAACGAUUCGGAUGAUCACAAUCAUUUCUUUACGAUUUUCAAAAAUGUAUGGAUAACCAAACUUAAACGCGUCAAAGUUGUAGAAUCCAAUAUAACUGAUGAUUCAGUACAGAUCCUUACAAAUCAUAAACUUGUGAGAUUAGAAUUAACAGACUGCCCUAAUUUAACGAAUUUAUCUAUUGACUAUAUAAAUGCAAAUGCAGAAAAUUUACAUACUUUUGUAUGCCGUGGAACUUCUAUGGUCAUUCCAGACAAACUUAUAGCAUACCAGAAACGAGGAUAUGUAUUUAAAAUACCAAAUUUAAGGACCUUGGCUUUAGAAUAUGUUCCAAUUUGUGCCUCAGAAUAUAACAUGCUCUUGGCUGGAUUAACAAAUUUAACAAAUUUAGAUUUGUCCAAUAGUUUUGAUGUGGGCACAUUUGAUUUUUUCCAUUUGAUUCCCAAUUUAAUAUCCUUAGUUUUAUAUAAUAUUAAAAUUAUUUCUCAAGCACAAGCUUUUGUUAGCAAUAUAUGUCAUUUGAAAAAUUUAAGGCAUUUGGAUAUAUCUCAAAUUAAUCCAGAGGAUGGAAUAUUUGCAAAUCCUAAUACAAUCUUGUCCGAUAUAAUAAAUGGUUUGCCUCAAUUAACUUCUUUAGAUAUUGGUGGUACAAAUCUAGCAGGAAUAGAAAUUGUAGAUCGUGGAAUACAAACAGUUGAACAUUCUUUCUACUCUGACAUAUAUAAUAAUAAUCUUUGUGACAUACCAGGUCUUAUAUCAAGAGUAGAUAGACCUUUACAAUUUUUAGGACUCUACAGAGCAAAUGAUGCACCUUGCAGACGACGUAAUAUUCCAGCAAAAUUGAUUGCAGGAAAUGCAAAUGAAGAUCAAAUAUUGGUUGCAGCUCAUGUUUAUAUGAAUAAUAAAGAGGAUUUAAUGUUAAAAAUAAUAAGUGAUUUAUAUCAUAUGUACAGAUAUGAAAAUUGUCAUAAAAUGGAUCAAGCACUUUGUGCAGUAUUAGAAGCAAUGGAGAAAUAUUCUACUCAAAAAGAUAUACAAAUAUCUGGAAGUGCAGCAUUGUUUUAUAUUGUGAAAAUGAAAGAAAAAGGCGAAUUAGAAGCCAGAUUGAAAAAAAGAAUUGUCCGUACUCUUCUUGUUGGAAUGAGUAUUCAUAAAAAUGAAGAAACUAUGAUGCGCAAUGGUUGUCUAACAUUAUUCCAAUUUCGAUUACCACAAGAUGUAAUGUCACACUAUGAAACAUUGGUAAAACUACUUUUGCAUUUAGCUAAACAUGCACAACAGGAAAGUUAUAUUCAACGUAUUGGAAUAUUUCUUUUAAAUACUCUAGCAUGUCAAGUAACAGGCAGAGAAAAGCGUUUAUUAGGCAAUCUCGGUUGUAUAAAGACAAUGCUUGAACUAAUUAAAUACAGAGUUGAAUCUAGAACAUUUGAUGAUGUUAUGGAAGUAGCUUGGUCAACUAUGUGGAAUGUGACUGAUGAAACUCCUAUAAAUUGUCAACGAUUUUUUGAAGAAAAUGGCAUGCUGCUAUUCUACAAAUGUGUGAAGCAAUACUCUCGUAAAGAAGAAUUAUUAAAAAAUAUGAUGGGAUUACUUGGUAAUGUGGCUGAAGUACAAAGUCUUAGAGUGCAUCUAAUGCAAUUACCAUAUAUGGUUGUUUUUACAGAUUUAAUACGUACUGUCAGAGAAAGCAUUGAGGUACCAUACAAUGCAGUCGGUAUAUUAGCUCACAUAGCAUCUGAUGGUGUUGGAGCAUGGACAAUAGAAAAACCUAGUCGAGAUGUUGUUCUUGAACUUAUGGUUGAAGCUAUUGAACGAUGGGAUAUAUCAUCAGAACGUAAUAUUAAUUACCGUUCAUUUUUACCACUAUUACGUUUGGUAGAUAUAUAUCAUACACCACAAUGUCAACAUUGGGCAGUUUGGGCUCUUGCUAAUCUUACAACUGUUUAUCCCCAUAAAUAUUGCAUAUUAGUUAUUCGAGAAGGAGGCCUCGAGAAAUUGAAUACUUUAAUCUCAGAUCCAAGACCAUACGAACGUAUAAAAGAACUUGCCCAUAUUGUAAUUGAAAAUUGUAGUCAUUAUAGUAGCAACUCCAAUGACAUGAAUGUUCAUUCGCCUUUAGAUGAAGAUUAUAUAUAUAGUUCAGAUGGUUGAAACCCGAUUUUCAUUAUUAUAAUUCAAACAUCAUAAAAGGUAGAAUGUUUUAUGUCUGUAACAAAAUAUCUUUUAAAAAAAUGAGUGUGAGUAAGAUUAUAAAACAUACUAAACAUAUGUACGUUGAUUUGCCAAAUUGUAAAUUUCGAAUUGAGUGCUCAGACAAUCUUACUUGCACUUUCACAAUAUAAAAUUUCAUUGCAUAUUUUAUUUAUUACAUAUGAAAUUUAACUAUGAGUGAAAAUACAUUAAUAUAAUAAUGAUAUUAUUAACAAGAAAAUAUUAAUUAGUUUAAUAAAAAUAUUUUUGAUGCUCAUAACCAAUAUUUAUGGUUACUUAUAAACAUACUUUUUAUUUAUGUAAAUAAUUACGCUGUAUUAUAAAUAAGACAAACUAAAAUUAGACUGAAACUAUUUGUUUAAAUAAUAAUAAUAGAUUUCAAACUUAUAUUAAGUUUCUUAUAUCUGUGUGAAUUCUUUGUAGAUAUUUGUAUUAUAAACAACUUUAUUAGUUGCCAUUAUACUUUAUUUGAUAAAAAAUGAUUAAAAUAAAAAAAAUACAUUAAACUCUAUUAUGUAAAUAUAACUAAAAUGAAAUAAGAUGAAUUAGGUUUACAAAUUUGUACAUCUCUAUUAUUAGAAUUCUUUCAAAUAAUGAUGCUGUUGUUAAAAUUAAGCCAUAAAAUGAACAUUAUAACUUCAACUAUUUGUAGAUUUUAGUUAUUAUUACACAGCUAGGAAAAUACCUGUGUGAAUGAUUAUCUAAAUGAUUGUUAUUGUAAUCGUUAUGUAACAUUAAUGUAUGCGUGUAAUAAAUUGCAAAAAUUCUUGAUUUGUUUCUAUAACAUAAAGUUACAUUAAGACACUCCUUUU